Messenger RNA from Aspergillus versicolor CBS 583.65, 27922 nucleotides. RefSeq lists its product as uncharacterized. Lineage: Eukaryota; Fungi; Ascomycota; Eurotiomycetes; Eurotiales; Aspergillaceae. Gene Ontology annotation, molecular function: phosphopantetheine binding; catalytic activity. The transcript has 3 exons. The record is from RefSeq and is a predicted model, not a curated record. Gene Ontology annotation, cellular component: cytoplasm. Bases 139 to 27768 code for a protein of 9209 amino acids. Gene Ontology annotation, biological process: amino acid activation for nonribosomal peptide biosynthetic process; secondary metabolite biosynthetic process.
GACAGAUAUCGCUUCCCAUCAGCCGUCUUUGACCUUUGAGAGCGUCAAGUCUCAUGAUCCCACCGAGGUAAAGGCUGCUCCCAUCCAGAAUAUAUAAUCUUGACUGACUCCUUGCAGUACGACCUGACAGUCAAUGUCAUGUCUUCCGCCGCCCACACUUCUAUAUCGCUCACAUACUGGAAUUCCGUCCUCUGUGACUGGCAGGUCCGUAACGUGGUGGACGCGAUGAAAACCGCCAUCUCGGCCCUGCUCGAUGCCCCGUCCACGCAGGUCCAGAAUCUCAGCCUGGUCGGGCCACGCAGCCAAACUCUACUCGGAGAAUGGAACAGAGGCUACGAAACCACCCUUUCCGUUCGUUCCACAGUUCAUCGCGAAUUUAUCAAGGAGGCACAGAGGCAGCCGCAAGCCCCCGCGCUUGCCGCAUGGGAUGGGUCCAUGACCUACGCGGAGUUGAACACUGCGGCGGUCCGGCUUGCUACCAGACUGAGCGUACUGGGCGCCUGCGGUGUAUUGGUUCCCUGCUGUUUCGAAAAGUCCAUGUGGGCAGUCGUCUCGAUGAUGGCGGUGCUCAUGGCAGGAGGUACGGUGGUGCCGAUGGAUCCGUCUCACCCUGAUCAUCGCUUGGAGGCGAUUCUGCGCAAUGUGGAUGCGAAGCUGAUCCUCACGAGCGAUGCUCUGGCCCAUCGAUUUAAACCUCUCGUUGACGCCGCUCUGCCGGUUGGAAAGGACUAUGUGGAUGCCCUUCCUACCGUCACUGAUGCGCUUCCGGAUGUCGAGCCGGAAACGUUGGCCUUUAUCAUCCACACUUCUGGAAGUACUGGAGUCCCCAAGGGCGUCAUGCUAGACCACAAAACUGUGUGCACGAGCAUGGAAGCGCACGGCAGCCGCCUCAAUAUCCAAGCCGGACAGCGUGUGCUCCAAUUCGCUUCGUAUGCAUUCGACAUAAGCCUGCAAGACAUGUUCACCAGCCUGACACGCGGUGCCUGCGUCUGCAUUCCUUCCGAGGAGCAGCGACUAAACAGCCUAAGCAGUUUUGUCCAAGAAUUUGGCGUCACCUGGGCGGGCAUUACACCAACAGUCGCUGCUCUCUUGGAGCCGGCCCAGGUUCCCUCGCUCAAGACGUUGACCUUGGCUGGUGAGGCGAUCACCCAGCGGACGAUCGAUGUCUGGUCAAACGCGGGUCUGCAGAGUUUCAAUAACUGCUACGGCCCUGCCGAAUGUACUAUCUACUGCUCAUGGCACGGCAACGUUGGGGCAGACCCUGCGCACUCCGCCUCGAAUAUCGGCUGGCCGCUGGCGAGCUCUUUCUGGCUGGUUGAUCCGUCGAAUCCGGAGAUUCUGCUCCCCGUGGGCUGCGCGGGUGAACUUCUUGUUGAGGGUCCUCUGGUCUCCCGAGGAUAUUUGAACGACCCGGGUCGAACGCAGGCGUUGUUCAUCACAGACCCGGCGUGGACACCCCUGGUUGGAGGGGGCUCAGGCCGCAGAAUGUAUCGCACCGGUGAUCUGGUCCAGUACAACCCUGACGGUUCUCUCAGCUACCUUGGCCGGAAAGACACGCAAGUUAAAGUGCAUGGUCAGCGGCUGGAAUUGGGAGAAAUUGAGUCGCACAUUCGGUCCAGCGCCCCGGAAGACGCCCAGGUGGCCGUGGAGAUGGUCAAAGACUGGGGCCUCGUUGCAUUCGUGGCCCUGCCACAACACGCCGCGAGCGACACGACGAUUCUCCCGUUGGACACCCAAACGAGAAAGACGCUGGUCUCCCUCUGUACCUCACUGGAGGCUCUCCUGCCGCUGUACAUGAUCCCCGCGCUCUGGAUCCCCGUAUCCCACAUCCCCCUCAAUGCGUCGAGGAAAGUGGACCGACGUGCCCUGGCCCUGAUGGCGUCAAGCCUGUCUGGGGCAGAAUCUGCACUGUAUUCUCUCGACGCGGCUACUGGCGAGGAUGGCGACAAUGGCCUGAUGAUGACACCUGGCGAGCGACGGCUGCGCUCCCUCUGGUGCAGCAUCCUCCAGCUUCCCGAAGACCAGGUGGGCGUCAACAGCAACUACCUGCGGCUCGGAGGUGAUUCCCUCGCCGCAAUGCGCAUGGUCGCCCUGGCCCGGCAGGCCGACGCCCACAUCACGGUGGCGGAUAUCCUGCGCCAUCCAGUCCUGAAGGUCAUGGCCACCAAGCUUGAGCUUGAUUCCGCUGUUGCAGAGGCUAUUGCGCCGUUUGCGCUUCUGGAUGAUGGAACCCGAUCAAAGGUAACAAGGGAGCUUGCGGCACUCUGUGGCGUUGAGGUCGCCAAGGUCGAAGAUAUAUAUCCCACCACGCCGCUGCAGGAUGGACUGAUGGCGCUGUCUCAAACCCAGACAGGCGCCUAUCUGAAUGACAUGGCCUUUGCCAUCUCUCCGGAAAUCAACAUUGCCACAUUCAAAAUGGCAUGGGAGCAUGUCGUUCGAUCUGUGGAGAUCCUACGGACUCGUGUUGCCUUCUCCGAGAUCGCCUCGCGCGCCUACCAAAUCGUCAUCGCCGAUGAACCCCAGUGGCACGACAGCUCUUCCCUGCAGGCCUAUCUCCGUGAGAGACAAGCACUCCAAGUCGAGUACGGCAGCCAUCUGAACCGGUACGCAGUCAUAGACGAAGGGGCUGGCCGACGGUUCUUCGUCUGGUCCGCGCACCACGCAGUCUACGAUGGCUGGAGCACAGGGCUGAUCAUGGCCGACCUCCAACACGCGUACCAGAGCACAACCCCCAUCGAGAUCCGCCAUUCGCCGUAUAAUCAGUUCAUCCGCCACCUGGUGGAGGUUGAUUCUGCGGUCGAAGAGCGCUUCUGGCGGUCCCAGCUCCAGGGAGCCGUAGCCCCCAGCUUCCCUCCACCACCAGCAGCCGACGCCACACCUGCUCCAAGAACACUCACACGCACGGUGCCUCUUCUUCAGACUUCUGCGAGCGACGCUACGGAGCCCUCCAUUAUCCGCGCCGCCUGGGCGCUCCUCCUCGCUCGAUACGCCAACUCCGACCAGGCUGUCUUUGGAAUCACCCUCUCCGGCCGAGACGCCCCUGUCGGCGGCGUCGGGGACAUGGUUGGCCCUACAAUAACGACUGUUCCGCUAUGCAUUCCCGUAUUGCAGACCCAGCCAGUCGCCCAGUUCCUGCACGAUGUACACCAGCAAGCGACGGAGAUGAUCCCCUACGCGCACACAGGGCUCCAGAACAUUCGGCAAUUCGGCGCGGAUGCAGAAGCAGCCUGUAACUUCCAAGCCCUCCUCGUGAUCCAGCCAGCUGGAGAGACGGACGACAAUGCGGCAUCUGGAAUGGGCGUCGAAGCAGUCUCGCCGGCGUCUGAGGUGGAGGGAACACCCCGCGGCGCGUUCCACACGUACAGUCUGGUGGUGGAAUGCGUCGUCCGCAAGGAUUUCGUCGAUAUGUCCGCCUUGUUUGACGAGAAUGUCAUUCCAGCUGCCCAGAUGGAACGCUUGCUGGCACACUUUGCUCGCAUCUUAGGCCAACUGCGCGAUACGAGUAAUAUCGAUAGCCUCCUUGGCCAGCUUGAGAUGAUCUCUGAGGACGAUCUCGUGCAUAUCCGGGCCUGGAACUCUGAAGUACCACUGAACCGCGUGGAAUCAUGCGUGCACCAUCUCUUCCAACAGCGGGCCCUCGAGCAGCCCAAUGCACUGGCAAUCUGUGCAUGGGACGGAGAAUUCACCUAUCGCCAGCUGGAGGAGCUUUCGAGCCUGCUGGCAUUACAGCUGGUUGGGAAGGGAGUCAUGGCGGAGACAAAGGUGCCGCUCUGCUUCGACAAGUCCAGCUACGCGAUCAUCGCCAUGCUCGCGGUUCUCAAGGCUGGAGGGGCGUGUGUGCCCUUCGAUCCAGCGCAUCCCGUCACCCGCCACGAGACCGUCAUUGCCGACACGGGAGCGGCUGUCGUCCUUGUUGGGGAAGAGUACAAAGAUAGGUUCCCUCUUACGGGAGUGGAGAGCCUCGUGGUCUCCGAGCGGUCACUCAAGGAAACGACUGUGAUGCCAGGCCUGUUCCUGGCUCUCCAGAAGGCUACAGUGGCCACCCCGUCCAGCGCGGCGUUUGUGAUAUACACAUCAGGCAGUUCCGGUGUACCCAAAGGCGUGGUUCUACAGCACGACAACGUCUGCAGCAGUCUGGAAGCCCAUGGAUGCGCGUCAGCACUGAACAUUGGACCCGGAACGAGGGUUCUGCAAUUCGCCUCGUACGCCUUCGACAUUAGCAUUCAGGACAUCUUCACCUCGCUCACCAGAGGCGCGUGCAUCUGCGUGCCGUCUGAAGAGCAGCGUGUCAACUCUCUUGCAAAUGUAAUCAACGAGAUGCAGAUCAACUUUGCGGGCAUUACGCCGACGGUGGCCAAUCUGCUGCAACCUUCCGAUGUUCCAUGCCUAAAGACCAUUGCAUUGGCUGGCGAGGCAGUGACCCAGAAGACCAUUGAGAUCUGGAACAAGACCGACGUGCAGCUGUUCAACUGCUACGGCCCUGCAGAAUGCACCAUCUACUGCGCGUUGGCCAAAAAUGUUGGCCAGGCGCAGCGCCAGCCGGCAAACAUAGGAUUCGGCUUGAAUUCCAGGCUCUGGGUUGUGGAAGCCUCGAAUCACCAGAAGCUCACCCCACUUGGGCUUGUUGGAGAGCUGGUAGUUGAAGGCCCUCUAGUGUCGCGAGGGUAUUUGAACGACCCAGAAAAGACCGCCGCCUCCUUUAUCAUCAACCCGGAGUGGGCAGACGUAGCCCCAGGCCAGGAAAGGCGCAUGUAUGUCACUGGCGAUCUGGUGCGAUGCAAUCCCGAUGGUUCACUGGACUAUCUGGGGCGAAAGGACUCGCAAGUCAAACUUCGUGGCCAGCGCUUGGAGCUCGGGGACAUUGAGCACCACGUCUUCUCGCGCCCUGGCAUUGAAAGAGCAGUGGCCCUUGUGCGCAGCCAGGAAGACGGCCAGCAGACUCUCGUGUCUGUUCUGCAGCUCAGCUCAGUCAAUCAGGCGGACACCGAGGAAGAGCUGACUCUGCUUUCCCCCCAGUCUCUUGCUGCUGCUCGGGCAACAAUUUCGUCGCUCAGAGAGUACCUGUCCAGCGUUCUGCCGGGGUACAUGGUCCCCACGGACUUCCUGGUUGUGAGCUCAAUCCCCCUCAACGCGUCCAGGAAGAUCGAUCGGGCCAGAAUGACAAGAUGGAUUCAGAAUCUGAGCCUGGAUGCGUUCAAAGACAUACGUUCCGCCUUGGAAGAUGCCCCCGCCGAGCUUUCAGGCCCUACCACAAUCAAGGAGAAGCAGAUCCAGCACCUCAUUGCCCUGACUCUCAACAAACCGGUCACUAGCCUGCCUCUAAGCGGGUCCUUUGUCUCCCUCGGAGGCGAUUCCAUCACGGCGAUGCAGCUCGUUGCCCGCUCUCGCAGCCUGGGCAUGGCCCUGAGCGUCAAGGAGAUCCUCCGCAGCAAGACGAUUGCCGAUGUCGCCCAGCGUGCGACAAUGCUUGAUUCCUCGCUGGAUCUUGUGGAGGACGAGACCGGGGAGCCGUUUGAUCUGUCCCCGAUCCAACAAAUGUACUUUGACAUGUCGAACCAGGCAGCCACUCAUUUCAACCAGAGCUUCUUCUUGACGCUGACGAGGUGGAUUGACCCGAAUGAGCUGCGCGCUGCGAUUGCACGACUCGUGCAGACUCACUCCAUGCUGCGGGCCCGACUCACCCGUGCCGGAAGCAUCUGGCGCCAGUUCGUGCCGCAAGAGGCUGUGUAUCACUUUGAAGCGCACAGCGGAUGCUCUGAUGGCCAGCGGGAGCAAAUCAUUGCCGCUCGGCAACAGGAGACCCUGGAUAUCGAAAAGGGACCGGUCUUCGCCGUGGAUGUCUUCGAGUCGGUGGAGACGAGCAGGGCGCAGUCGGUAUUCCUCGUCGCCCAUCACCUCGUCAUCGACCUGGUUUCUUGGCGCGUCAUUCUGCAGGAUAUCGAGGAUAUUCUCGAGGGUCGUGAAGCGGCACUUUCGAAGCCACUGCCCUUCCAGACGUGGCUUCGGCUCCAGCACGAGUAUGCGGCAGGCCUCCAUGCCGAGCAGGUUCUUCCUUUCCCAAUCGAACCAGCUAAUACUGGUUACUGGGCCAUGGCAGAUAAACCGAAUGCUCACGGAGACUCGCUCCAGAGAGGCUUUGUCCUGGAUAGCGAACUCACUGCACAGCUUCUGAGCGACCGCUGCCACCAGACCCUGGACACCGAUGUCACGGAUCUAAUGCUGACAGGGCUGCUGCACGCAUUCUCCACAGUAUUCACCGAUCGUGCGAUCCCCACCGUUUUCAGUGAAGGACACGGACGUGAGCCCUGGGACUCCCAGAUCGACCUGUCGCGCACGGUGGGCUGGUUCACGACCAUGGUGCCCCUCCACGUCCCGACAGCAGAAGAUAUCCUGAGUUUGCUGCGACAAGUCAAGGACCGCCGGCGUCAAGUGCCUGGAAAGGGCUGGCCGUAUUUUACCGCUCGUUAUAGCAACCCGGACGCACGCCAGAGUUUUGCUGACCACCUGCCGAUGGAGAUUCUGUUCAACUACCUCGGCCAGUACCAACAGCUGGAGCGGGACGACGCCUUGAUGAAGCCUGAGCCACGACCAGCCAGCGCUUCGGACAUUGGGAGCUCGACGCCCCGCUUGGCUCUCUUUGACAUCUCCGUCGUCGUCGGCCAGGGAAUGACCAGCUUCAGCCUCGGUUACAACAAGUACAUGCAGCACCAGGAGAAGAUCGGUCGGUGGAUCGCAGAGACACAGCGGUCUAUCAAGGAGCUGGUCCAGAGCCUCGUGGCCUCGCCGAAGCAAUACACCCUGAACGACUUCCCCUUCAGCCGGAGCAUCGGCUACGAGGGCCUCACCCGACUACAGGACGCCUGCGUGGGCGAAUUCGGCAUCCGAGGGCUGCAAGACCUCGAAGACUUCUACCCCUGCUCUUCAAUCCAGGCGGGACUUCUAUUGGGCCAGCGUCUCUCUCCGGGCGCAUACGAGGUGCACUUUAUGUUCGAGGUUCUCCCUCGGAGCGGCGAGGCUGUCGACCUUGACCGUCUGCAGGCCUCGUGGCAGUCCGUCGUCAACCGCCAUGCGAUGCUCCGCGCAAUCUUUACAGAUAGUCUGUCUUCCGACGGCUCAUUUCACCAAGCCAUCCUCAAGCAUCUGGACGCUCCUGUACCCAUUAUUCCAUGUGAUACGGAUAUCAUGACGGAGGAAGCGCUGUCUAAAGAGGCAAGCCAGAUCGCCCUCGACCCAUCCCGGCCUCUGCAGAGACUCGUCCUGUACACCACACGCAGUGGACGGGUGUAUGGGAAUCUUGUCAUCAACCAUGCUAUGAUGGACGGAGCGUCGCUGGGGAUUUUGUUGCAGGACUGGACCCGAGCGUACACCGACCAGCUUCCAGAGAACCGCCCACUGUACAGCGGCUACAUCGAAUACACGCAGUCCGUUUCGCAGGACGAGAUGAACCGGUACUGGAUGGGAUAUCUCGCAGGCGUGCAGCCAUGCCAUAUCCCCGUGGAUAAGCCCGGUUCCCCACGGGGCACACAACUGAAAACAAUCAACGUGGACCUGAGCUCGACCCUGCGGGUGAUGAAACAGUUCUGCGACGCCUACUCUGUCACUACGGCCAAUAUCCUCGAGACUGCAUGGGCACUGGUCCUCCGGGCGUAUACCGGAUCCAGCGACGUGUGCUUUGGCCAUCUGGUUGCCGGGCGCGACUGCCCUGUCGAGGAUGUCGGGGAGGUUAUUGGGCCCUUUAUCCACACCCUCGUCUGCAGGCUGGUGUUUGAGGACGAUGCUGAUGUUGUGGCCGCGGUCCAGAGGGUCCAGACGGAGUACACCUCCAGCCUCGAAUACCAGCACUGCUCGCUGGCGGAGAUCCAACAUGGUCUCAACAUGCGUGGAAGAGCCUUGUUUAACACCAUGAUGUCAAUCCAGCGCACCGUUUCUGCCUCUGCGGACGCACCGCUAACAUUCAAGACCGUUGGUGCCCAUGAUCCGACGGAGUACGACAUUGCGGUCAGUGUAGACCUUUCGAACGAGGGGGUCAAGACGACCAUCAGCUACUACCAGUCAGCUCUGAGUGACUGGCAGGCGGGCAACAUCGCGAGCACCUUUGCAGCUGCCAUCCGUGGCGUCGUCGAGCAUCCCUCGCUUCCGAUCAAGGCAAUCGACCUGUUCAGUGAGGCCAACCACGCCCAGCUGCAGACCUGGAACUCCGACAAGGAAGACGGAGUCCUGGUCCGCGAGUGCGUGCACGACCAGUUUGCGGCACAAGCAGCCGCGCAGCCGCAGAGCCCAGCAGUGUCGGCCUGGGACGGCUCGUUCACAUACGCAGAGCUGGACCAGUAUUCCAGCAUCCUGGCCUCGGACCUUGUUGAGGCUAGAAUCACCCCCGGUACGAUUGUCCCGCUUGCUUUCGAAAAGUCGUGCUGGUACGUUGUCGCCAUCCUGGCCGUGCUCAAGGCUGGGGCAGCCCUGGUGCCGCUGGACCCGGCCUGGCCGCCCACUCGACUCUCCCAUAUCCUCAAGGACACCGCCGCCCGGACGGUGCUCACAUCCUCCAAGCUGGAAGCCAAGUUCCGCAACCAAGGGGUUGCCGUCUUCCGUGUCGACAGCACAAUCGCGGCCCGGCCGAUGAAGCCGUGGACUGCCCGGCCGUGCAAACCCGAGGAUGUAGCGUCUCUCAUCUACACCUCAGGAAGCACCGGAACCCCCAAGGGGGUAGUGCUUCAACACCGUAAUAUCUGCUCCAGUCUGGGUGCACGUAUUCCGGCCCUGGCCAUCGGACCUGGCACUCGGGGUCUGCAGUUUGCCGCACACGUUUUCGACAUGAGUCUUGACGACAUCCUCGCCGCUGUCACGCGUGGCGGCUGCGUGUGCAUCCCGUCUGAGGAGCAGCGGAUGGACAUUGGCGCCCUGUCUGCAUUUAUGCGGGAGCACGAGGUCAAUUUCGCGACUCUCACGCCCACAUUCGCCAGCCUGCUGCGGUCCCACGACAUCCCCACGCUCCGCACCCUGGCUCUCGGUGGCGAAGCCGUUACGCAGAAGGUGCUGGACAUUUGGACCCGCGCAGACCCGCCGCUCACGGGGCUGCACAACUGCUACGGACCAGCGGAGUGCACUUUCUACUGUGCCCGGAACGGGAACCCCGGCAAGCCAGGUGUUCGGCCAUGCAAUAUCGGGCGUGCAGUUGGUAGUUUACUCUGGGUGACCGAGAUUGAUUCUCACGAGCGACUCGCGCCAAUUGGGAGCAUGGGCGAGCUGGUCGUUGAAGGCCCGUCCGUCUCUGCAGGGUACCUCAACGAUCCCAAGCGAACAGACACCUCGUUCAUCAUGGACCCCCCAUGGAGGCGCCUGUUUGGAAAACCGCAACAGGGACGCCGGAUGUACAAGACCGGCGAUGUGGUCCGCUACAACGAAGACGGCACACUGGACUACCUCGGCCGACACGAUUCCCAGGUCAAGCUGCACGGACAGCGCCUGGAACUGGGAGAGAUCGAGGCGGCGCUGCAGACCCAGGACGGGGUCCAGAGCUCGGUCGUCCUUCUGCCACGCCAGGGCAACUGCGAGGGCCGCAUCACCGCGGUGCUGGCACUCGGUCGGGCUGUCGAGCAGCCGGAAGCCCACAGGGUUCCAAUGCGUCUCCUGACAGCCGAAGAGCGACGGGAAACCAGGGAGCUCAUAGCCGCUGCUCGCAAUAAUCUCUCCGCAGCGCUCCCACCGUACAUGGUCCCGGAUGUGUGGCUGCCUGUGACGGACAUUCCUUUCAACCAGUCCGGCAAGCUGGACCGGAAAACGGUCGUCCAAUGGAUCGAGAACCUCGAGGCGUCUGGACUGGAAGCUGUCCUCGACGAUGAGAAUGCAACGACAGGGACAGAAGACAAGGGAGAGAGUAGCGAGUUGGCGACCCAGCUGCGAGCCCUCUGCGCGCAUAUCCUCAACCGCCCCGAAAAGGGAGUGCCCCUGCAUCGCUCGUUUGUCUCGAUGGGCGGGGAUUCGAUCACGGCCAUGCAGCUGACGGCGGCAGUCCGAGCACUGGGUCUCCGGCUGUCGGUGGGCGAGGUGCUGAAGAGCAAGACGCUGGCUGAGCUGGCCGCGCGCCUCAGUCCCAACCAGCCUGUCGCCCCCAGGGCUGUGGAGGACCCCGUUGACCAGACCUUUGCGCUUUCGCCCAUCCAGCAGCUGUACUUUGCCGUCUCACACCAGCGCGCGACCCGAUUUCACCAGAGCUUCUUCCUCCGCCUGUCGCAGCCAGUCGCUGCCGAGAAGAUGGCUCGCGCAGUCGACGCGAUUGUACAGCGGCAUUCGAUGCUUCGCGCCCGCUUCGUAGAGCAGUCGUCCGACGAGGGCUGGGCGCAGCAGAUCUCCUCCACCUCCAAACGGCCCUUCUCUAGCUACGCUGGUCUCGCACGUGAGGCGGUUUGGGAAAAGAUGGAGUCUGUGCAGAACAAACUGGACAUCGUUCAGGGCCCUGUCUUUGCAGUAGACAUGUACCAUUUGUCCACCGGCGAGCAACUCGUCUACGCGGUGGCUCACCAUCUUGUGAUCGAUCUGGUCUCCUGGCGAGUGAUUCUGAGUGAUCUGGAACAGCUCCUGCGCGGCCUCGAGAUGACCCUCGACACUCCCCUUCCCUUCCAGGCCUGGAGCCGGAUGCAGGCACAGUGUGCCGAGACCCAUUUGGACGCGAGUUAUAUCCCUUCAACCCUAGGAAAUGGAGAUCUGAGCUACUGGGGCAUGGCCGACACCGCCAACACAUUCGCAGAUGCGAAGCUUGAAUCGUUCGCCCUGGACACGGAAACCUCAACCCUUCUCCUCACGGGCUGCCACCAGGCGCUGCGAACAGAACCCACCGAUAUCCUGAUGGCAUGCCUCCUGACCUCCUUCGGAAGCGUCUUUAUGGACCGAUCACUGCCCAUCUUAUUCUCAGAAGGCCAUGGCCGCGAACCGUGGGACCAGGGGAUCGAUCUCGCCGGCACGGUUGGGUGGUUCACGACCAUGGCUCCCUUGCAGGCUCACCUUGGGCAGCAUCCCCCGCUGGUGGAUGCUGUUCGCCACGUCAAAGACCAGAGACGUUCACUCCCGGGCAACGGGUGGCCGUACUUUGCCUGCUCUUUCCUCAACGAGCAGGGCCGGAAGAAGGCUGUCGACCACACCAGGGUCGAAGUCAUGUUCAACUAUCUCGGGCAAUACCAACAGCUCGAGCGAGAGGACGCUCUAUUCCGACAGGAAGAGAAACUCCCCAAGGAGCUGGCCGUGUCCGACGUGGCUUCUGGCACGGCAAGGAUGGCUCUGGUUGACGUCUCUGCAGUGCUCGUGCACGGAGUCUUCAGCUUCAAUUUCAUCUUCAACCAGAAGAUGCGUUAUGCUGAGAAACUGGCCCGCUGGAUGCAGCAGUUCGAACACGAUCUCCGCGCGGCCGUAGGCUCCUUGGCCGAUCACCGUCCUCGCCUAACCCUGAGCGAUUACCCGCUCUUGCAAACCACGUACAGUGGCCUGGACGACCUGCAGGACGAGCGGCUGCCAGAGAUUGGUGUGGCCGAGGUUGAAGACGUGGAAGACAUCUACCCCUGCUCGCCGAUGCAGCAAGGCCUGCUCCUUAGCCAGAGCCGCGAGUCGAGCCUGUAUCAGACGCAGUUCCGCAGCGAAGUGACGGCCCUUGCUGGGGCCCCCGUCGUCGCCGAUCGUCUGGUCGAGGCCUGGCAGAGCGUCGUUCGCCGCCACUCGCUCCUCCGGGCGGUUUUUGUCAAUGCUGUUUCCACCGAGGGUAUCUAUGACCAGGUGAUCCUGAAGGAUGCCCGCGGCCAAGUUCAUCGCGUGGUGUGCGAUGAAGAUGCCGUUGCACCGGAGGUCCUGUCCCAGCCGCGAAUGGCCGCCGAGGACUACCAGCUGGCCCAUUCUCUGACGCUGUGCGAGACGCCGACUGGAAGGCUGCUGUGCAAGUUUGAGUUCUCCCACGCUAUCGUCGAUGCCGCCUCGCUCGGCAUCCUUGUACGUGACCUGGCCGCUGCGUAUGAAGGCCGUCUGGAUCCGCUGCCCGGGCCCGCCUACAGCGAAUACAUCCGGUACCUCCAGGAUCGCCCGCUUGCAGAGGGCAUUGAGUACUGGAAAGCCCAUCUCCACGGCGUCGAGCCCUGCCUGUUCCCGACCCUUCACAGCAGCUCCCUUGCGGAUCGCACGAUCCUCAAGACCACCUCGCUGAGCCUAAACGUGGACCCCGAGCUUCUGCGCACCUACUGCGCAAGCCACGGAGUGACUGCAGCGGUAGUUUUCAUGGUCGCCUGGGGGCUGGUCCUGCGCACGUACGCGGGGACCGCGGACAGCACCUUUGGAUACGUGGUGAUGGGGCGAGACAUCCCUGUGCCGCGCAUCGGGGACACCGUCGGGCCCUUUAUCAACAUGCUGCCGUGCCGCGUGCGCACCGCCAGCGGGGCAGGAACGGUAUCAGACCUCUUGGGCGAAGCUCAGGACGCCUAUGUCAACGGCAUCGAGCGCCAGCACGUCUCCCUGGCGCAGAUUCUCCACGGCCUGGGCCGCUCCAUGGAAGGGCCGCUGUUCAACACGAUGCUGUCGGUGCAAAAGACGACGGAGCGUGCAGCAGCACCGGAGGCACUCUCGUUUAGGAAUCUGGGCGCUCAUGAUCCGACCGAGUACGAUCUGACAGUGCAGAUCAACACGUCGGACACUGGAAACACCGUUUCCAUCAGCUACUAUCCUCCGCAGGUAACGGACUGGCAGGCUGCCAAUGUGACGCACGCCUUUGAAGAGACCCUGUGGCAGAUGAUCCGCCACCCCAACCGCCCAGCCGCCGCGGUCGACAUCCUCAGCCUGCGCGACGAGCAGCAGAUCCAGAAGUGGCAUGCUGCUGCACAAGGAGAAUUGAUCGAGGAUCUCGUCCACGAGCGCGUGUCGAUGCAGGCUGCGCUGACUCCCUCGGCGCCCGCUGUCUCGUCCUGGGACGGCGACCUCACGUAUGAACAGCUCGACGCGAAAUCGACAGAGCUGGCCGAGCACUUCCGAACACUUGUCCCCGCAGAAAAGGCUGAACCAUUCGUCGCACUGUGUUUUGAAAAGUCCAAGUGGGCGGUCGUUUCUAUGCUGGCAGUUCUGAAGGCAGGUGCAGCAUGCGUCUCGCUCGACCCUGCCCACCCUGCCAGUCGUCACCAGGCCAUUUUGGCAGACUGCAAUCCAUCUUUCGUCCUGGCGUCGACACUGCAUGAGGCAAAGAUAAAAUCUGCUGCCCCUUCUAUCCCAGUACUAACGAUCGACGACUCAACGGUCCUCCGCACACCCCGUCAGCCGACGUCUCCACUGCAGUCCGUUGUCCCCAGCAGCGCCGCGUUUGUUAUUUACACAUCGGGCAGUACUGGAACACCCAAAGGCGUCGUGUUACCUCAUUCCGCGGUCUGCAGCAGUAUGGCAGCCCAUACCAGGAGCCUCAAGAUUGGCCCUGGAGCCCGGGUCUUCCAGUUUGCCUCCUACGUCUUUGAUAUUAGCAUUGGAGAUAUCUUUACCUCACUUACCAAUGGAGGCUGUGUUUGCAUUCCGUCUGAGCAGCAGCGACUGGACAGUGUGAGCGGCGCCAUCACCAGCCUCGCCGCCAACUGGGCGUGCCUGACACCGACUGUGGCGAGCCUGCUUGACCCCUCUGCACUCUCGGGCCUGAAGACACUUGUGCUGGCUGGUGAAGCUGUCAAUCAGCAAGUCAUUGACACCUGGACCGGCGACGCCUCUCCACUCGAUCGCUUCUUCAAUUGCUACGGUCCUGCCGAGUGUACGAUCUACAGCACGUGCAGAGAUCUGACUGCGUCUGCGUCGCACCACGCCGCCAACAUUGGCCAGCCCCUGCUGGGCCGAGUGUGGGUUGUUGAUCCGCAAGAUCACAAUCGCCUCCUUCCCCUGGGCUGCGUGGGAGAGCUGUUAAUCUCGGGCCCACUGCUGUCGCGAGGAUACCGCAACGACGAGGCAAAGACCCAGGGCGCCUUUAUCCGCCGUCCAGGCUGGGCCUCCCGACUCGGCCUGAGCAGCGAAGAACGGCUAUACAAAACCGGCGACCUAGUUCGAUACACGCCAGACGGCAGCCUGGAUUACCUCGGCCGCAAGGAUUCGCAGGUUAAACUGCACGGACAGCGCAUGGAGCUGGCCGAAAUCGAGCACCAUCUCCUGAAGCAUCGCGAGGUCACCCAAGCCGUCGUGGGGAUCCCUGCAGCGGGUGUUUGCAAGUCUCGCCUGGUCGCUGUGCUUGCGCUUGCCGGAGCACCGGAGACUGCGGGCGAGCUGGAAAUCCACCCAGAUCAGCAUCCUCGCGGCAGUGCCAUCCAACGAAAUCUGACCAGCGAGCUCCCAGCGUAUAUGGUUCCGUCCGUGUACAUCGUGGUCCGAUCGAUUCCCCUCAAUUUGUCCGGCAAGGUUGAUCGUGUCAAGGUGGCGCGCUGGGUGGAAGAGCUGGACGAUCCAGGCGUGCUCGGGGAGAUGGAGACGGUGUCUGAGGACGAGCUCGAGACGCGCCAGGAGAAGGAGGGCACCAUCGAGUCCUCAUUCCGGGAGAUCGUUGCCUACGUGCUCAACGUCGACCGCUCUCGCCUGAUCUCCUCGCGAUCCUUCGUGGGCCUCGGCGGGGACUCGAUCAGUGCGAUGCAGGUGUCCUCUCGCGCCCGUGCCCAGGGCUUGGUUGUCCAUGUGCGCGACAUCCUGCGCAGCAAAACGUUCCGCGAGGUGAUUGAGUCAGUUCGGCCUGCACGAUCGCAGCAAGUCGACCAGGCUGCCAGUAGAGAGGACGAGUAUGACACCCCCUUCGGCCUCUCGCCCGUGCAGCAGCUCUACAUCGACGGGGCCAGGAAUGAGAUCAACCGCUUCAACCAAAGCAUGCUGUUGCGAUUCAACCGGCCAGUAUCUGUCCAAGAGGUUGAGGCUGCCGUCCAUGCAGUGGUGCUAAAGCAUGCGGUGCUGCGGGCGCAGUUCAGCAAGACACGCGACGGCCGCUGGAGUCAGUCGAUCCCGCGAGAGGCGACUGGAUGCUACACGAUGAGGUCCCACAGCAUCACAGGCAGCAAAGGGCAAGAUCUGGCCAGUCUGCUUCAGCAUGCUCAGCAGGCGAUCGACCCCACGAGCGGACAGGCCUUCUCAGCCGACCUGAUCGAGAUCAGCAACGACGGACAGCUCCUGUACCUCGUUGCGCACCACCUGGUUAUCGACGUGGUUUCGUGGCGUAUCAUUAUGGAAGACCUUUCCAACCACAUCCAGGACGGGCAGCUUGCCCACCGUGAGCCGCACUCGUACUCGUUCCAGCAAUGGCUCCGUGCCCAGCGCGAGUACGCCCUGACUCUCCCGGCCCCAACGGUGGUUCUGCCGUUCGAGGUGCCGCCAGCUGGCCUUGCGUACUGGGGCAUGGCCGAUGCGUCAAAUCUCUAUGGGCAGGUCCUGUCGGAGCGCUUUGUCCUCGAUGCCAGGACGACCAGCACGCUGCUUCACGACUGCCACGUCUCCCUCCGCACGGAACCCAUGGAUGUUCUGAUCGGAGCCCUCUUUGCCUCCUUCAAGCAGGUCUUUUCCGACCGCCGUAUGCCUUCCGUGGUCACUGAAGGCCACGGACGCGAGCCGUGGUCGCCUGACAUGGAUCUGUCGACAACAGUCGGCUGGUUUACGACGAUGCUGCCUCUGGCCGUCGACGAUACAAUCACCGAGCUCAGCGAGAUCAUCCGGCAGACCAAGGAUCGGCGUCGCCAGGUCCCCCACCGCGGAUUCGACUAUUUCACAUCCCGCUACCUGAGCGAGGAGGGUAAAGAGGCCUUUACACACCAUGAACCAGUCGAGAUCCUCUUCAACUACCUGGGCCAAUUCCAGCAGCUCGAGAGGACCGACAGCCUGCUGCAGAUGGAGCGAACGGUAGCAGUGUCGGACGUUGCAGACAAUACCCCCCGGCUGGCAUUGAUCGAGAUAUCGGCGGUGGUCAGCGACGGCCUGCUGCAGGUCAACUUCGUGCUUAGCAAGCGGAUGCGGAAGCUGCCCUACAUGCGCAAGUGGGUGCGCGUGUACGAGCAGACUCUGCGCGCCGCUGCAGCUCAGCUGGCAGUGAUGCCCCCCCGGCCCACGCUCAGCGACUACCCCCUGCUGGCUCUGUCAUACGAGGAUCUGGAUCGGCUGCAGGACGAGGUGCUGCCGCAGUGGAACGUGUGGAGCUUCGAGGAUGUUGAAGACAUGUACCCUUGUUCUCCCAUGCAGUUGGGCCUCCUCCUCAGUCAUCGCCGCUCGACGGGCGCCUAUGAAAACAAGUUUACCUACGAGGUUACCCUGCCCGGCCCUGGGAACCCAGAUCCCUCGCGGCUACUGGCCGUGUGGCAGAAGCUCAUUGACCGUCACGCAAUGCUGCGGACAGUCUUUGUCGAAAGUGCCGACGCGCGGACCCUCUACGACCAGCUGGUCCUCAGGGAAAGCGAGGCCAACACUGUCUUGCUGACCUGCGCUGAUGACGCCGUCGCAGCUAUGCUUGCCGCACAGAAGCCCCUCAGCCACGAGGAGCGCCGACCUCGACAUCGCGUGACAGUGGUCCAGACGGAGAGUGGCCGGGUUCUUCUCCAGCUGGAGGCCAGCCAUGCGAUCCUCGAUGCCAGCUCCAUGACGAAUCUGCUGCACGAUCUUACGCGAGGCUACACAGACGACCUGCCUGCAGGCCCUGCACCAUCAUACCGCAACUAUGUCGAGUACCUCGCGUCCAAACCCGUAGAAGACUCGAUCGAGUUCUGGAAACAGUCCCUGGGUGAAGUGACCCCCUGCCACCUCCCCCUCCCAGAGGCACUUCCCGACACGCCCCGCGAGUACGCAGCGUUGAACAUGGACCUCGACUGGGCCGCGCCUUCGCUCUCGACUUUCUGCCGUGCCCAAGGCGUCACGGCCGGCAGCGUCUUCCAAUCCGUGUGGGGUCUGCUGCUGCAGCGGUAUACAGGCAUGGCCCAGGUCUGCUUCGGCAACAUCACCUCCGGCCGCGAUGCCGAUGUCGCGGGGAUUGACGAGAUUGUUGGCCCCCUGAUCAAUAUCCUGAUAUCACAGAUCUCGAUCGACCCAGAAGCCCGGCCGGUGGAUCUCGUUUCCCAGGUGCAGGCGCGCUACGCGGAAGGUCUGUCGCACCAGCACGUCUCUCUGGCCAGCGUCCAGCAUGCACUCGGGACCGCAGAGCAGGCGCUGUUCAACACCAUCAUGUCUAUUCAUUGGUCCCCCUCUACCUCCGCUGCUUCGUCAUCCCCGGAGAGUCUGCGCUUUGCGCCGGUUGCCUCGCAUGAUCCUACAGAGUUUGACAUGACCGUCACCGUUGUUGCUUCGCCAGUAAGUGUCCAUGUCUCGCUCAACUACUGGCGAUCAAGCCUCUCCGCCUGGCACGUCGAGAACAUCGCCGCCACCUUCACCACCAUCCUCCACACCCUCCUCGCAGCCCCCGAUGCCCGCUUGUCGGAACUAUCGAUGCUCAGCGAGCGGGACUUCCAGCAGAUCCUCGACUGGAACCCCGUCCGUGGCGGAAGACAGGAAAUCUCAGUUCCUCAAAUGUUCCAGCACCAAGUCCAGGCCCGCCCGGAUGCCGCUGCAGUCGCGGGCUGGGAUCGCAGUCUGAGCUACCGAGAACUCGACCAGUUGAGCGACAUCUUUGCUGCGCACCUCGCGCGCCUCGGAGUCGGACGGGGCGUCUUUGUCCCCACCUGCUUUGAAAAGUCGACCUGGGCAAUCAUCGCUAUGCUUGCGAUUCUAAAAGCUGGCGGCACAUGUGUACCCCUCAGCCCAGCCUACCCCUUUGCGCGCAAUGCUCUCAUCACCAGAGAGGUCAGUGCCUCUGUCGUGGUCACUUCCGCAGCAAGCGCCCAGCACGUACAGGACCUCGAGGUUGAGCACGUUGUUGAAUUGUCUGAACUGAUACUCGACGGCGCGUCCGCAGCGCUGGAGACGCCACCAAUCCAUCCGGACGACCCUGCGUUCGUCAUCUAUACAUCCGGCAGCACGGGCAAUCCCAAGGGCGUCAUCCAAACGCAUGGAGGGGUCUGCACGAGCGUGACAGCGCAGGCAUCCGCAUUGGGCUAUACUUCAACUUCGAGAGUGCUGCAGUUCGCCGCGUAUACGUUCGAUGUCAGCAUUGGCGAUAUCCUAGGUGCAUUCUCACAGGGCGGCUGUGUCUGCGUGAUAUCCGAAUCGGAUCGCGUAGGCGACUUGAGCAGCGCCAUCCAAGCCAUGCAGGCAGACCAUGCGUGUCUUACUCCCACAGUAGCCCGUACCCUUCGCCCAGCUGAUAUCCCUUCCCUGCGGACACUCGCCCUCGGCGGCGAAGAGCUCGCCCGAACCGACGUGGCCAUGUGGGAAGACCAGGUUCGGCUAGUCAACAUCUACGGUGUAACCGAGACGACCAUAUGGUGUACCACAGCGGAGAUUGCGGGCGGCGACUCGGUCGAUCCCAGAAAUAUUGGGCGCCCCUACGUGGGCCGCGUCUGGAUCGUGGACCCGGCCCAUCCCAGCCACCUGGCGGCCGUGGGCGCCGUCGGCGAGCUGACCAUCGAAGGGUCGACGCUGGCUACUGGCUACUUGAAUGACGAAGUGAAAACCGCCUCUGUUUUCAGGCUGUCUGCCCUGCCGGGCGUCGACGAGGAGCCUACUCGCCGCUAUCAUUCUGGCGAUCUUGCGCAGUACAACGCCGACGGCACGAUCACGUACAUGGGCCGGCAGGGCUCACAGGCUAAGAUCAGAGGCCAGCGAGUGGAUCUUGGCGAGGUGGAAUACCAGUUGCGCCGCGCCCUCCCCGCUGUCGACGACCUUGCAGUCGAGCUGGUUAAGCCCUCUAGCCGCGAUGGGCAGGGGAUGCUCGCAGCCUUUAUGUGUCUGGAAGGCCAGCAGGAACUCGAGCAUGUACCGGGCGUCGAGCAUCUGCUACAAGUGUCGGAUGGGCUACGCGAGACGUUCCUCAAGACAAUUGACGCGCUGUCCGAACAUCUUCCGUCCUACAUGGUGCCCUCGCUGUUCAUCCCCACCGCGAGCAUGCCCCGGACCGUCUCCGGCAAAACCAGCCGCAAGACUCUGCGCGAGCUUGCAGCGGCCUUUGGCGCCGAGCAGGUAGCGCACUACGGCCUGGCCGACGGGACGAGGCAGCAGCCGACGACCAGCACGGAGAAGGCCCUGCAGGCUCUGUGGGCACAGGCUCUGAAUAUCCCCGCGGAGUCCAUCGGCGUUGACGACAGCUUCCUGCGCCUGGGCGGCGAUUCGGUCAACGCUGUGUGGCUGGCGAGUCUUGCGCGAGGGCAGGACCUCCCUCUGGCCGUCGAGAUGGUCUUCCAGAAGCCCAAGCUGCGCGAUAUGGCGUUGUUGGUCGACCAGGCCCGCAAUGCUGAAGACGAGCAGACCCAGGACUCAGAGUCGGCGGCGCUGAUAGAGGAGAUCCGGAACAACUACCAGCUUCCGUCAGGGGGGAUCGAAGAGGCUCACCCUUGCUCCCCAUCGCAGGAGGCGGUGAUGCUCGCCACUGCGCGAGACCCUUCAGCGUACGUGCUACAGAACGUGUUCAACCUGCCUGGACACAUCGACCGGAAGCGGCUGCAAACCGCCUGGAUGACUGUUGUCAGCAAACAUUCCAUCCUGCGCACUCGCAUCUUCCACCUGUCACGACAUGAAAAGGCAUUCCAGGCGGUGAUGAAGGAGGAAAUAACGCUCGCCACGUUUGUCGAGCUGGAUGGGUAUCUGGAGAAGGACAUGGCCACCCCCUUUACAUACGGCCAGCCUCUAAUGCGCCUUGCCUUUUCGGAGCCUUCCUCCCUGGUCUGGACCGUACACCAGGCGAUCUGUGACUCGACCUCCAUAUCGCUGGUUCUGCAGCUCGUCCAAAGAGCGUACCAGGGUCUAUCUCUGCCUUCCACACUCCCCUUUGCGGCUUUGGCGCACCGAGUACAGGAUCUCAACAGCGAUGAUCGCGCAGCUUCGUUUUGGAAGUCGCAGAUGGCCAACCUCCAGACAACACAUUUCCCCUCGGGGCUCGUUGGCACGCAACGAGACCCGGCUGAGUCGGAGCUCGGCCACCUCAUUACCCUCCCCAGUCAGCACAACCACCACUUCCUCCCGACUGCGGCGCAGGGCGCAUGGGCGAUCGUCAUGAGCCGCUGGGCAGAUUCACCCGACGUCGUCUUCGGCGAGGUGCUGCCCGGGCGCGACAUGCAGCUGUCAGGGAUCCAGCGCAUGAUCGGGUUCACUACAUCGCUGGUGCCAGUGCGAAUGGUAGUCACCGCAGACCAGACGGUGCCCCAGUUCCUCACUGCCAUCGACGAUCAGCGAAGGCAAGUCGCCGAGUUCCAGCACAUGGGCCUGCAUAACAUUGCGCGCCUGAGCGAGGAGGCAGACGCCGCCUGCCACUUCGACACGGUGCUGCAGAUGGACCUUGCCUCCUAUCGCCCACCCCUCGACGAGGCCUUCUGGAACCGCCGCGAACAUGAGCGCUUCCGAGUGAACCCCAACUCGUACGGCCUGCUUCUCGAAUUAGAGCAGUCGGACGCCGAAGGCGAUCUCCACGUCCUCGCCCGCUAUGCCUCGACGGCCCUAUCGGAGGCCCAGAUGCAGCGCAUCCUGUAUCAGUUUGAGAGCAUCCUCCUCCAGCUGAUCAGCUUGUCCAAGGAUUCGCGCAGGACCAUUGGAUCGCUCGAGCUUGUCAGUGAAGAGGACACCAUGGACAUCGAGCUCUGGAGCGGUACUCCUCCGCCGCGUCGAAGCAUCUGUAUCCACGAGCAAAUCUCAACUUACGCCACUGAAUAUCCAGAUUCUCCGGCGAUCGAUGCAUGGGAUGGAUCUCUGACAUACCGCGAACUGGACAAGCUCUCAUCCCUCGUUGCCACCGCUCUAGUUCAGAUGGGAGUUGGCCCCGACGUGUUUGUGCCCCUUUGCUUUGACAAGUCUCUCUGGGUAGUUGUUGCACAGCUAGCCGUGCUGAAAGCAGGCGGUGCAUUCGUCUUCGUAGAUCCCGCGCAUCCACGCGAGAGACUUCAGGGAAUCGUGACAGCGGCCAAAGCCCAGCUCAUGCUCUGCUGCGCGCGGCAUCGCGGCAUGUGCGAGUCGUUUGUACACAACGUUCUCGUCGUCGACGACGAGUUGGUCGAGUCCCUCCCCGCGAAAACAUCAGACAGUUACUACGUCUCCCCUAACGCUAGCCCUGACCACUCCGCGUACGUGAUCUUCACCUCUGGCAGCACCGGAAAACCCAAGGGAGUGGUGAUGGAGCACGGAUCCUUUGUCACCGCGGCUCUGGUCCACGGCGAGAUGAUGAACCUCGACCGCAGCUCGCGCAUGCUCCACUUUGCCUCGUACGCUUUCGAGGCGAGUAUCCUCGAAACAAUUGUUGCGCUGGUCAAUGGUGCCUGUGUGUGUAUUGUCUCGGAAGAGCAGCGCCUGAACCACCUGCCACAAGCACUCGAUGAGUUCCAAGCGACGUGGGUGUUUUUGACUCCCUCGCUGGUGCGAACGAUCUCACCGAGCCAGGUGCCCAGUCUGAAGACGCUGGUGCUUGGAGGCGAAGCUCUUGGCCGCGACAACAUUGAAACCUGGGUAGACAAGGUACACCUGAUCAACGGCUAUGGACCGUCAGAGACCUGUGUCUUUUCCAUCAUCAACCGGGCGGUGGAUUUCAGUACCCACCCACUGGACAUUGGCACCCCCGUCGGUUCGUCCUGCUGGAUUGUUGAUGUGGCAAACCACGACCGGCUGGCCGCAGUCGGCUGUGUCGGUGAGCUGCUCAUCGAGGGACCGACGCUUGCCAGAGGCUACCUGCUCGACCCCGUCCGGACAAGCGCCAGCUUCAUCGUGGAUCCCAAAUGGGCCGUCACGCCCGGUGGCGCCCCACGACGCAUGUACAAGACCGGCGAUGUAGUCAAAUACAACCUCGACGGAUCCAUCACCUUUGUCGGGCGGCGGGAUGCACAGGUCAAGGUGCACGGGCAGCAGGUCAAUCUCCUCGACGUGGAAGACCACAUCCGACGUGAACUACCUAGCCUGACUGAUGUCGUCGUCUGCUUCGUGCCUCUCGAGGCGCAGAGCCAGCGUCAGGCGCUCGUCGCGUGUCUGCAACUCUCCCCCUCACAGGGAAGCAUGACCGACGCGCUCCGCCAGAUGCUCCGAGGGCUACAGGCCUCGCUGACCUCUCAUCUGCCGUCAUAUGCAGUCCCGUCAAUCUACCUGCCCAUGGUGGCUCUCCCACAACUGCCCUCAGGUAAGGCCGAUCGGAGAAAGCUGGCGGAUAUUGUAUCUCGCCUAUCGGCCGACGACAUCCGGCAGAGCUCUCUGGCAGCCGAGAAGAAAGAGGCCCCAGUCACGGAGAUGGAACAGACCAUCCAAACCCUGUGGGCCGACGCGCUGCAUCUGGAUCAGGCCUCGAUUGGAGUGGACGACACGUUCAUCCAGCUCGGCGGCGACUCCCUGGCCGCCAUCAACCUGGCGGCUGCUGCGCGCGAGCGUGGACUAUCCUUGAGCGUGGUGCAGGUCUUCCAAUAUCCUCAGCUGAGGGAGCUGGCUGCUUCGCUCGAAGUACAGACGAACGGGAAUGUAACCAAGGCGUCUGAUCGACAAUACGAGCUACUCCAGUCGACGGAGCCAGUCGAGGAGAUAUUACAGCGCAUUGAAACGCAGCACGGCAUCCACAGAGAAGAUGUGGAGGAGAUUAUGCCGUGCUCCUCGCUGCAGGAAGGCCUCAUGUUCCUCUCGAUCCGACAGCCGGGUUCGUACAUGUUCCAAAGCGUCUUCAAACUGCCGCAGGACAUCGAGCUCAAUAGGUUCAAGCGCGCGUGGGAUCUGACGGCCCAGCGCAACGCCAUCUUGAGGACCCGCAUCAUACACACCGAGUCCUCUGGCUCGCUCCAGGUCGUCAUGAAGCAGACCAUGCCUUGGGUUUCUGUCGACACGGCGGUCAGCGAGUACAUCACGCAGGACCGCAAGCAGGAGAUGGCGCUUGGAGUUGCCCUUGCGCGCUAUGCAAUCGUCCGGCCAAACCACGCAGAUAGACGCUUCGUCUGGACCGCGCAUCACUCGCUGUACGACGGCUGGUCGCUGCCGUUGAUCCUGUUCGAGGUUGAGCGCGCAUACAUCGCCGACGGCCCUCCCGGGCCCGCACCGCCGCCGUUCAGCCGUUUCAUCGAGUACGUGCAGGGCAUUGACUGGGCCGAGCUGGAUGCAUACUGGCGCGACCAAUUCGCCACGGGGAUCCCGAAGUCGUUCCCCGCCCCGCAGUCGGAGCGCUUCAUGCCCUGGGCGGAUACCAGCGUGACAAGAACGGUCCGCAUUGGCUCGUUGAUCGGACAGGGCAUCAUGUCCGGGACCCUGAUCCGCGCGGCGUGGGCUCUGGUUCUCUCUCACUACUCGGGGUCGGACGACAUUGUCUUCGGUGCCCUGCUCUCUGGCCGCAAUGCUCCCAUCGAGCGCAUCGCCGAGCUCACGGGCCCGACCAUUACCACUGUCCCGGUGCGUCUGGGCGUCAAGAUGGACCAAACCGUCAUGGAGUUCCUGCGCUACGUUCAGAACCACAGUACCAAGAUGAUCCCCUACGAACACGCCGGCCUCCAGCGGAUCAAGACGCUGAGUCCGCAGCACGAAGACAUGACCAAUUUCCAGAACCUGCUCGUCAUCCAGCCUGCGCAAAAGGUCGGCAGUGGCAGUAAUGGCGAAGGCAAGGGGCUCUGGGAGCUGGAGGAUGUAGCUUCAGCUGGCCUGGAGGAGUUCCUCACGUACCCGAUCGUGCUUGAAUGCCGCCUGGGACCGCAGCAGCUGGACCUUACAGCCAAGGUCGAUCGCCGGCUGGUCUCUGAGGGCCAGAUGGACCGGAUGCUGCAGCAUUUCGAAACCGCCCUGGAUCAGCUCACGCGCAGCCCCGACGUGCCGUUGCGCCAGGUCAGUCUCGUUGGUCACCAGGACCUGACUGACAUGCUCGCCUGGAAUGGCGAGGCGCCCCAACGCCUCGAGCAGUGUAUCCACGAGAAUAUCAUGCAAGUAGCGGCACAGUAUCCGUCGCACCCCGCGGUGAGUGCCGCCGACAAGCAGCUCACGUAUGCCGAGCUCAACGUGCUCACCUCCCGAUUGGGCGCCUACCUGACUACACUUGGCGUCGGACCUGAAUCUCUAGUCCCCAUCUGUUUCCACAAGUCCGCCUGGGCGGUCGUGGCCAUGAUUGCGAUCCUCAAGGCCGGCGGUGGGUAUCUCGCCCUGGACCCCGCGUAUCCGGCUGCCCGCAAGAAGCUCCUGAUUGAAACGGCCUCGGCGCGGGUCGCUCUUACGAGUGCUGCGCACCAGGAGAGGCUUGCGUCGUUGGUAGAGCAUGCAGUCGUGGUUGACGAAGGUCUCAUCGCGUCCCUCGCCAUGCACGACCGCUUUACCCACGCAAACGUCACCUCGUCCAAUGUAGCCUUUGUCGUCUUCACCUCGGGGAGCACAGGAACCCCAAAGGGGAUCGUCAUGGAGCAUGGUGCCUUCUGCUCCGGCGCCCGCCAACACGCCGCAGCGCUACGCAUCAACCGCGAGGCACGGGUGAUGCAGUUCGCAGCCUACACGUACGACGUCAGCAUGGGCGAGAUCUUUACGACACUAAUGCACGGCGGCUGCGUGUGCGUGCCGACGGAGGACGAACGCAUGAGUAACCUGGCCGCCGCCAUCACCCGCACGCAGGCAACCUGGCUCUUCCUCACCCCGACCGUUGCCAGUCUCCUGCAGCCCGAUCAAGUGCCUUCGCUGCGCUACCUCGUCCUGGGCGGCGAGCACGCCACCACGGAGAACCUCGACCGGUGGGGAAACAGGCUGUGCCUCAUUAAUAGCUACGGACCUGCAGAGUGCGCAGUCUGGACUAACUGCGCCUUUGGAAUUACAGCGCAGUCCAGUCCGGCCAAUAUCGGGAAGCACAUUGGAGCCAGGCUCUGGGUGGUGGAUCGUGAUGACCACCACCAGCUUGUCCCUGUGGGAUUCGUUGGCGAGCUGCUAGUUGAAGGUCCAGGGCUCGCGCGUGGCUACCUCAAGGAGCCCAGCAAGACAGCAGCGGCGUUCAUUACAGACCCCGAAUGGGCACGCAAGGGGAAGGCUCAGGGCCGGGCCUCACCCCCCCGCCGCAUGUACAAGACCGGAGAUCUGGUUCGGUACAACACCGAUGGAACAUUGAGUAUCGUUGGAAGAAAAGACAUGCAGGUGAAGCUCAACGGACAGCGCCUGGAGCUGGGCGAGGUCGAACAUCAGCUAUUCCGUGAUGCCCAGGUCCAGCAUGCCAUGGUCACCAUGCCACGCGCAGGCCGGUGUGCCAAGCGCCUCGUCGCCCUGCUGGCUCUCAAGCAGUUCGCCCCAAAGAAGAAACAGAAGGGGAAGACCAAGACAUCUACCAUCCACCUCGUCGACGUCCAGCACCACGAGGGUAUCGUCCUCAACGUUUCCCGCCUUCGCGGCGUGCUUGCGGACCGGCUCCCGAGCUUCAUGGUCCCCACGGUGUGGCUCGCAGUCGAGGAGCUCCCCCUCAACCUCUCGGGCAAGCUCGACCGCCCACAAAUCUCCGCAUGGGUCGAUGCACUGGACGAGGCUGCGUACAACCGCGCCCUGGACGUCAGCAGCGCAGCCUCGCUGAGGCGCGAACCCACGACCGAGAUGGAGCUCCGCCUGCGCAGCCUGUGGGCUCGCGCUCUCCGCGUGUCCCCGACCACGAUCGGCGCCGACUUCGACUUCUUCCGCAUCGGAGGCGAUUCCAUCGCAGCGAUGCGGCUGACGGCGGCAGCGAGGGCCGCAGAUAUUAAGCUCGACGUCGCGACCAUCUUUCGGUACCCUCGCCUCAGCGAAAUGGCCCUGGCUGCCUUUCAGGGCGAGCCCACACCCGUGGUGGACGAGUACCAGCCGCUUUCGAUGCUGGGCACGGUCAGCCUGGGCGAAUUCCUCGAGACGUGCACCCCGCCGCAGCAUGCGCGCGCCGAAGCCCAGGUCGAGGACGUCCUCCCGGCCACCGACCACCAGUCGUGGAACCUGGCCCGGGGCCACCUACGCACACGCGGCUACAACUGCUACUUUGCCAUCCCCUUUACUGGACCUCUCGAUGCGUCUCGCCUGAACAAGAGCUGUGCGCAGGUGGUGCAGCAUCACGCCAUCCUCCGCACCAUCUUUGUUGCCCGCCAGGGCCAGCUAUACCAGCUCGUGCUGCGCGCCUACAACCCCGAGUUCCUCCACUACGACAGCGACGACUGCCCCAGGCAAGAACUCAUCGCCUCGGCUAUCCAAGAGGACAUGCUCCGCCCCGUGCGCCUGGGGGCCGGCAGCAUCCGAUUCAUCCUGACCAAGCAGGCGCGCCACCAGCACACUCUCAUCGUCCGCAUCCAGCACGCCCAGUAUGACGGGGUCUCGGUCCCGACUAUCCUCAACGACAUCAAGCUCGCCUACGCGGGCACGCCGCUGGCCCCAGCCCCCGACUUCUCUCUGUUCAUCCACUACCAGCAGCAGGCCAAUCUGACCCAGGAACGCGCAUUCUGGCGGCAGUUGCUGGAGAAUGCGCCCAGCACGCAGCUCGUCGUCCACGACCGACCCGCCUUCCAGAACCCGGUCAACCGCUCCAUCAUCCGCACCGUCGAGCCUCACUCGCUCAGCACUCAGGGCAUCACCGUUGCAACUCUGAUCAAGGCUGCCUGGUCGCUCGUCCUUGGGCAGCUGCUCUCCACCACCGACGUGGUCUUCGGGCAGGUGACCACCGGGCGCAACUCUCGUCACGACCGCAUCGAGGAGAUUUCCGGCCCCUGUGUCAACAUGAUUCCCGUGCGGGUGCGCAUGGCCACCGGCUGGACCGUGGGAGACCUCCUCCACGCGGUGCAAGACCAGCAUCGCUCGACGAUCCCGCACGAGACACUGGGCUUCCAGGACAUCAUCGAGAACUGCACCAACUGGCCGCGCUGGACGCGCUUCAGCUCCAUCCUACAGCAUACAAAUCUGGGCCAUGGGGUCGGAGAAACAUCUGCAGCAACCAUUACUUCCGUCCAGCUUGCAGCCUUCUCCCCACCCACAGACUGCGCCGACGUAUGGAUCUGGUCGGCUCCUGCUGCCGACGAGGGCCAGUACACCUUUGACUUUACCUACUCGGACCGCACAUUCCCGCCCGCGCUGGCUGAUCAGCUCGCGGACAUGCUGGCAGACUCGAUCCAAACGCUUUCAUCCAACGUCGAAGCUCCUCUCUCCACAUACCUCCUCUCCAGCCCCUGCCACACUCCAUUCCCCCUAAACCGCCCACCCAUCGCCCGCACCCGCACCUACCAAGCGCACAGAGACGAGCACUUUGAAUCCCCCCUCUCCUCUCUUGCCUCCUGGUCCCAAGUCGAGAACGCCUGGCGCCAGGCCCUCACCAACAUCGCACCAGACACCUACACCGCGGACACCCCCUUCUUCGACAUAUGGGGCGACCUCAUCUUCGCCGUGCAGCUCUGCGCCCUCUACAGCACAGGCAGCCCCCAGGCACUCGACAUCCAAGUCGAAGAAAUAAUCCAAAACCCGACGAUGCGCGAUCAAGCUCUGCUACUAGCCUACAAGGCGCAGCACCACCCAAGACGCAGUUCGCUCGUGCGGUACCCGAUGCCUUCUGUGCGCCAGUCCAUGGCUGACUCCCGGGACAAGCGGACGAUCGUACAUCCGUACGGAACCACGCGGGCUGCUGGUGCGGGGAGUGAUGCGAGGAGUGAGACGAGGGUUCUCCGGGGGAAGUUCCGGCCGUCAGCGGAUGAUACUACCUCAGCGGGGAUUCGGGCGUUGACAAAUUCGUUGACAGCGGUUUAUGGGCUUAUGCGGUUGCGGUGAGGGGUAGGCAGGCCCUGUGUUUUUUGUGUUUUUUGUGUUUUUCUUUUUUUCGUCUUGAUUUCUCUCCUAUCUUUCUGUCUUUCUGUCUUUCUUUCUAUUCCAUCUCUUUGCAUCCUUUAUAUACUACUCUCUUAUGUUUUGUUGUGCCUCCUUU